AUGGCCAAGCGCCUUCUGUAUCACUCCAUCUCCCUCCACUUCCCUUCUGCCCCGGUGACUGGGGGUGCUGCGUCGAUGGAGGUCCUCUCCUUCAGGGCCGUUGCCCGUAACAAAGCCACUGUUCGGCAUUUCUCAUCCAAAUCAUGGCGACAAUACAACAAAGAUAAUAAUAAUUCAGAAAACCCCAAGUCUGGCUCUUGGUCCCGUCUUCGAUUUGCCCUACGCAACACCAAGGUUGAAUGGUACCCGAUCCCUGUCGGUCUCGGAAUUGGCUUACUGGGGUUACUGCAUUUCUACAAGGCUCACCGAGCUGACCGGGAUCGUGCUUUACGUGAGGAGGCUGGAGAGGACUGGGAAAAUGGAAGCCGGCCCCCUCGUCGCCCACGAGUUGUCCCAACAGGCUCCUGGCAGGUGCAGUUCAUGUCGACCUUACCCCUGAAGGCCAUGUCACGGUUAUGGGGUCGAUUCAACGAGAUUGAACUGCCUUAUUACUUCCGUGUACCAGGAUUUAAGCUGUACUCAUGGGUUUUUGGUGUCAACCUCAGUGAAGUGGCAGAGCCAGACCUGCAUGUUUAUCCGAACCUGUCAGCCUUCUUUUAUCGCAAGUUAAAAGACGGCGUGCGCCCCCUCGACCCCGACCCACACGCUCUCAUCUCUCCGUCAGAUGGCCGCAUUCUCCAAUUUGGUAUUAUCGAGCGGGGGCAGGUGGAACAGGUGAAAGGCAUGACAUAUAGCUUGGACGCUUUGCUAGGCUCAGCCACACCUUCUCACGCCGACCAUAGUAAUCGAUUGACCGAUGACCACCCGGAGCAAGAUGAGAAAGAUGUUACCAACAUGAAGUCAGACGAGGAGUUUGCCCGGGUGAACGGAAUCUCUUACACCGUACCAGGUUUACUUUCCGGCAAUACUGAUGCACCAGCCAAACGACGGGCGUCAAUUGAUGCAUCCACCACAUCCAAAGUUACAUCGGAGAUACAAGUACAGGAGGAGCUAGCUCUCGGGGAUGGCACACCAUGGUACUCGCCUAAAAAGGCCGCGAACCAUGCACUUUUCUAUUGUGUGAUCUACUUGGCACCCGGAGACUACCACCGCUUCCACUCCCCUACCGCGUGGGUUGUGGAAAGUCGUCGCCACUUUGCAGGUGAGCUGUACUCGGUCUCUCCCUACCUACAGCGUCACCUUCCCGGCCUGUUCACCCUCAACGAACGUGUGGCACUGCUGGGCCGCUGGCGAUGGGGCUUCUUCAGUUACACGCCAGUGGGUGCAACGAACGUGGGCUCGAUCAAAAUCAACUUCGACUCGGAGCUACGCACCAAUAGUCUUCUGACUGACACCGCCGCGGACUUGGCAGCAGCCUUGGCAGCCAAGCGCGGCGAGCAAGAUCCUGGCUUCGUUGAGGCGACCUAUCGCCACGCCAGUCCCACCCUUGGAGGACAUCCCUUGCAGCGGGGUGAGGAGAUGGGAGGUUUCCAGCUGGGCAGUACUGUUGUCCUAGUGUUUGAAGCACCACUGAGCUCCCGUCCCUCCCCAGAUGCAGGUUGGCCUGACCAGAAGCAGGGUGACGGAUGGACAUGGAGUGUUGAAAAGGGUCAACGAAUUAAAAUGGGUGAAAAGUUGGGGUUUGUAAGAGAGUGA
Molecule: messenger RNA, 1635 nt
Organism: Penicillium odoratum
Lineage: Eukaryota; Fungi; Ascomycota; Eurotiomycetes; Eurotiales; Aspergillaceae
Product: phosphatidylserine decarboxylase 1
Exons: 1
Coding region: 1-1635 (544 amino acids)
Biological process (GO): phosphatidylethanolamine biosynthetic process
Cellular component (GO): mitochondrion
Molecular function (GO): phosphatidylserine decarboxylase activity
Source: RefSeq, a predicted model, not a curated record